Molecule: messenger RNA, 3889 nt
Organism: Schizosaccharomyces cryophilus OY26
Lineage: Eukaryota; Fungi; Ascomycota; Schizosaccharomycetes; Schizosaccharomycetales; Schizosaccharomycetaceae
Exons: 3
Coding region: 185-3547 (1120 amino acids)
Biological process (GO): deadenylation-independent decapping of nuclear-transcribed mRNA
Cellular component (GO): P-body
Molecular function (GO): protein binding
Source: RefSeq, a predicted model, not a curated record
AGCACUUCUACCUUCUACGAUAUCCUUUUUGUUGGAAGCAUUGGGCAGAGAGUCAGUUGCUUUUGUACAAGAUUCGAUAUUUACCUUAGCACUUUUUAUUUUUUUAUCUUUCUUACUUAUUUACAAAAAUAAGUAGCUCUUUUUCCUUAGGAAAGACGAAAGCUGCACUCUGUGCUCUUUCAUCAUGAACGAUCAGGACGUAUUUAAAAUUCUACAGAAAAACUUAAAUUUGGGAAACUCAAACAUUUCAUCGUCAUCCUCCAGAAAUGAAUCUCCUGCCGCUACCAAUGCUCGUUCUCCUCCUCCCUAUGGAGUAACUUCUACCUCUGGCGACUAUUCAAACCCGCUGACCGGCAACAGACAACAGGAGCAAGAAGACCAGCGGCCUAAAUUACUGAAUCUUUUUAACUUUGGCGCUGAUAGCUUCCAACAUCAACCUUCACCUCCACCUUCAACUUCGUUUCAAAAUGCCUCUACCUCACACAAUGCUGACGCCCUUCUUCAGGCUCUACGUGAAGGCAACAACAAUAAGCCUGAUGGUAGUCAGCAAGCCCAAUCUGCUCCAUCGUCUAAUAAUCCUAGCGACACAACUUUUGAUAUUCAACGCUCGUUUUUUGGCAAGCCCUCAAGCCCUUCUCACAAUCCGGAAAGCGCCAUGUCUGCUUCUGACCUAGAACGCAUGCUCCUGUCUUCUGGCGAUCGUGACAACUCUAAUAAGGGUGCUUCCUCUCUCCCCUUUCUUCCACCCAGAGACACCUAUGAAUCCCAGUCUAGCAUGACGACCGCCAGUACCAGCAUGACGGUCCCUUCCGAAUCCUCGGAUCCCAAGCAUCUCAGUAACUCAUCAUCCUCCUUUUCUUCUGAUGUCCCAUCCUCUUCCAAAUUAGAAAAAGAUUCUAGCACUUCUAGACCGUCCUCCCAAGUGUCGAAUGACGAAAGUAGCGGUCUCUUUCGCAUCGAUAACCCUGAUUCUGGUGACUUUGUUUGGGAAACUACCAUUACUCCUGAUUCUUUUCGGACCACUCCUUUCCCUUCUAAUGGUCGGUUUGACAUCGCCAUGGUCGAGCGUGAUUUGGAUGCCCAAGAUAAUCAGUUAAUUCAUACUAACAAGGACUAUAUUGCUUACUCCUUAACUAACGAACCUAUGGUUCGUGUCAUCGAAAUUUCUACUGGAAAAUCUUUCUUAUUACACAAUACGUCUCCCUAUAAAUUUGUGUCAGUCGUUUGGGGCGAUGAUCCAAACAUUACCAAUCGCUUGAUGGUCAUUGAUACCACUGGACAAGUCAUCAUCUACUCUAUUGACAUGGCCACUGCUUCUUCCAAUAUUAUCUUUCAACUUUCUGGUGCUCAGUCAUUAUCGGACCCUAUUAAGUCUCGAUUCCACUGGUAUCCCAAUUCUUCUCGGUUUUUUGCCGUCGCUUUAAGCAAACAUAUUAUUUUCUUUGACUUAGAUCUUUGUCAAAACGUUCCUUUCCCAAUUUCUAGAUCCAUCAGUGUUAUUCAGCAGUUGCCUUGCUUUCUCAUCGAUACCGGAAUUAGCGCCAAAGAAUAUGACUUUUCUGCUGAUGGUACUGUAUUCGCUACCGUUGAUAAAGACGCACUUAUAAAGGUGUAUCCAGUUCCUUAUUCGUUUCCUACCUCUAUGGAAGAUCGACCGAAGCCAUCAGAUGUUACGCCUGUUGCUACCUUUACAACACGAACGGAACGUGGUAACUCGAAGGUGUUAGAGAAGCCAAUUAAUUUAAGAUUCAUUUCUACUCCCGGCACUAAUAAUAGUCGUUAUUUAAUCGUGGUCUAUGUUUUGAACCAACUUAUUACAGUUUUUGAUAUCUAUGCGAAGAAAGUUAUCCAAAAAUUCCGAUUUAGCAGUCCUUCAAAUCCAGUGACCACUACUUCCUUUUCACAAUUGUCAGUUGAUCAUGAUCGUAAAACAUUACUGGUUGGUAAUCCCCCUUCAAACACAAUCUUCUUCUUCCUUUUCUCUAAAGAGGAGACCGAUUCUGAAGUCAAAGACUUUCCUUCAACUUACGACUUGAUUUCAUCAUCUGUUAGCGGCAGCCAGCCAGUCAAAUCCGAUGCAAAAUUUUCGUACGUAGCUGCCAAGAAGUUUGAUGAUGCUGCUUGUGUUAGCUUUACUUCUUGUAAGUUACUCAGUGAUCCUGAAAAGUAUUGCAUUGUUGUUAGUACCACCAAGGGAUACGAAUAUUAUUGUAUACCAAUAUUCCAGGUUGAAAAAAAAACUGAUGAAUUGCCCUCACUCGAAAGUAAAAAGAACUGGGAAGCUGACGUCGGCGGUGUGGUUUCUGGUGAACGUCCAACAACGUCCCCCUCUCAGUCAGCAUCCGGCGUAAGUACUCCCAGAUCUCAAACUUCUGUUUUCUCUAAAAGAAGAAAAGACAAGGGUGAUAGACAUGAGGCGAAACAUAAAACAUAUCCCUCUCAAUCAGGACCUUCAUCAUUGACACCUGGACCUAUUGAUAUUUCCAUGGUUGAGAAUAUCAUUUCAGGCGCUCUUGGCUCUUUAGACAAAAAUGUUCAAAAGAACUACGAAGGAUUAAAACAGUUGAUUGUAAAUUACAAAGCAACCCAAGAAAAUCAUUUCAAUGCUGUAUUAUCUGCUGUUUCUAGUACUCUUACUGAAAAUACUGGAAAGAUCCUAGAAUCCGUUGUUGACCAAGCAAUCAAGAAUGCAGUUACAGGGGAAAUUCAUGAAUUUGUUGAAAGGGCCAUGAAAGAUCAUUUUGGUACUUUGCGAGAUGCACUGGAAAUAAGAAUGAAAAGUUAUGAUGAGAGUAUGCGUUCUGAUUUCGGACAACACAAAAAUGCUCUUUUGGAUAUUCAAAGUCUCACGAAUAGCGUGAUUGAGUCACAAACUGAAUCUGAUAAGCAAUUUAACGAGCUAAACAGCCAUGUAAAAAAUUUGGAAGGUUGCAUAAACUCAUUAAUAGCUAAGGUUGAGUCUUUGGAAAUGAAAGACUUGAAAGAAGAAAGAAAGCAAGAAUUCAAUGAAGAACUAAAACCUGAUAUAAAUGAAGAAAUCCCUCUCCCAGCUGAUGUAGCUGAAGAAUCAACUCAACCGGAACCAUCAAACGCUGAAGUUGCCGAAGAAGCCGAUGACAACAAACAGGAAACUGAAGAUGAAAAAAUUUCACAAUUAAUUGAACAAGGUUCAAUUCGUGAAGCGUUAUCAGAGUGGUGUACAUCUCCCUCUAUUGAAGGUUUCAAGGUGAUUUGUACCUUGCCAACUGCGUCAAUACUAGAACAAUGCAGUAGUCUUCUUCUACUUACAUUUGCUUAUCAUACUGCUUUAUGUGACAUCGUUGACGACGAGCUUCUUUCCAAGCGUUUGGAGUACAUCGCCAAAAUUUGUUUGAGCAUUAAUGUGCUUGAUCCCAAGAUUGAGACUGUUAUUCAUCCUGUUCUUACACUUGCAAAGGAGUCUUUGAUUAAACAGUCUAGUAAUUUCUCACCUGUCUUUCAAAGACGCCUUGGUAUUGUUUUGCGUGCUCUUGAUGGAAAAAUUUCGGAGAUCAGCCCUUCUGUUUAAAAGGGAAGCUAGAGGUUUAAAUUCAUAAUAUCUUAUUAAUUACUGAAUUUGUUGGAAAGUGACCAAAAAAGUUGCUGAAUAGUAGUAGUUUUGAAGAUGUUAAGAGACAACUACAAUUGCCUAGGUUUAUGAUUACCAUGUGAUGACUAUCUUCUACGUUUUCUUUGAAUUUAUUGUUUAACUUUUUGUAUGUCUUCAAGCUAUGUGAUUUGAAGGAAAUUUGGUAAAUGAUGAUCGUGUUUCAGUAUUUAUGUUGUUAUAGUAUUAUCUCUGCAGAGAAAAUUAGAAUAAAUACCUUUUGGAUUGAUCAUUUUUUAAUAUCUAUUAUUUAUUUCUCUGAAC